This is a messenger RNA of Symbiodinium necroappetens, 1254 nucleotides long. Lineage: Eukaryota; Dinophyceae; Suessiales; Symbiodiniaceae. The record is from the annotation of a GenBank genome assembly.
AUGAAUGAGUACCAGCAACAAGUCUGGGCUCUGUCCAACGCGCUCGCGGGAUUGCUGAGAGACGCUGAAGCUUCCAAGUUUCCCCCGACCUUGCGUCAGAAGACGCGAGAGCUGCAACAGAGCUGUGACAGGCUUCAACACUACAUUGCUACGUCUACCUCGCGCAUUCGGAAGGACGUGGCGGAGUGCAUAGAAGAUCUUGAAGCCAUCCGACCAUCCGCUCAAAACCCUGCCAGGCUACGCAGGAAGUUGAACAAUGUGGAGGAAUACCUGGUGGAUAUCAGUGAGACGUUUCAAAGCCAGGAGUCACGGGCUCAAGAUUUAGAGUUUGAGAUUCGAUGCCUUGAAGAUGACUUUUUCCGUCUGCAGAAGGAGACAGAGCAGACAACCACAGGGUAUGAAUUUGGAGUGAAAGUCUUUGCGGUGUGUGCUGUUGUCGCCUUUGCCGCUGUUGCCAUUCCUGCCCUAGCAACAGCCGGUGGAGCAGCAGCAGCUGGAACUGCUGCGGCUGAGGGGGCAGCUUUGACAGUGGGAGGCGCAACUGUUGCUGAGGGGGCUGCUGUAGCAGCAGGAACUGCAGCGGUAGCCGAAGGGGCUGCCUUUACUGCAGGAACUGCGGCAGCAGUUGAAGGGGCUGCUGUGGCGGCAGGCACUGCGGCAGCAGUUGAAGGAGCAGCAGUUGCCGGUAUCAGUGCUGAGGCUGUGGCUGUUCUUUCAGGGGGUGCAGCACUUGCGCUCAAAGGUGGCGCAGAUGGCUGCCGUCAACUAGGGGAGUUUCUAGAUCGUCAGCAACAUUCCGUUUCAGAGCAUCGGGGGUUUGUGAAGCAGCUUGAGACCGAAAUUGAUGUGAUGAAAGAUGAUGUUUCCAAGCUUGAGAAGCGUUUAAAUAGAGCCAAUGAUGCUAUUGAAGAUGAUGAUAUCGAGGACGCUGCUCGUAUAUGUGGCCGUUUGGCUGGGCGGCUGAGUGUCUUCCUGGCAUGGCGAGCUCACGAGCGCAAGGGCGACGCCCGCUUUGAUGGUGUGAAGGAUAAGUUUGGCAGAUUCCUGGUCUUCUGGAUCGUGCAGGGCAUGUGGGUGAUGUUGAUCUCCAUGCCGAACCUUUUCAUCAAUUCGUCCAGCGCGAGCAGGCCCCUCAACUGGUUCGACUGGCUUCUCGUAGCUGGUUUCGCCUAUGCAGUUGUCAUCGAAAUCCUGGCGGACAUCCAGACGCCUGGGACUCUCCAGUCUCCGCUUUGGGGUACUUUGGAAUGCUAA